Doryrhamphus excisus (bluestripe pipefish) is the source of this 1855-nucleotide messenger RNA. It is a transcript of the gene fezf2, whose product is annotated as FEZ family zinc finger 2. NCBI's taxonomy places the organism in Eukaryota, Metazoa, Chordata, Actinopteri, Syngnathiformes, Syngnathidae. Gene Ontology annotation, molecular function: DNA-binding transcription factor activity, RNA polymerase II-specific. The record is from RefSeq and is a predicted model, not a curated record. Gene Ontology annotation, biological process: regulation of transcription by RNA polymerase II. Gene Ontology annotation, cellular component: nucleus.
GAGAUCCAGUGUGAGCAGGGGCGGUGCUCACGCCAACAUGACACGCACUGCUUUUUUUUUUUUUGGUCCACACCCAUGUGAUGCAUUAAAGAUGCAAAGUCCUUCCAACUUGAAGCUUUCACCACAAGACGUUUGCAACAUUUAGUCUCCGUCCCGGUCCCGGUCCCGAUCCCGGGUGCUGCUUAAUGGCCGUUAAUUAAGCAUUAAUCCUCCACCCCGGAUGCCAUUGUUGCGGCGCACUGUUCUUUUUCAAUGCAAAUGCGUGAGAGGGGCAGCGAGGUUCUUAUUAAACUGAUGCGUCCUCCUGUCAGUCCUGCUGGGACCACAAGAGACUGAAAAGACAACUGGAAGGAGCAAAUCUGACGUCUUUCGGGUUUUUUGCAGCGAAAACAAAACAAAUGUCACGUUCAGGAGCUCUGGAGACCAUGAUGUCCUGCGGUAGAACCGGACCCUCCGCGGCCGCCAAGACGCUCGCCUUCUCCAUAGACCGGAUCAUGUCCAAAAGCUCCGAGAGCGGCGCGGAGGAGCGUUCGGAGGGCAAGAAGCUUCUCGGGUUCUGCUCCCCGAUUCCCUGCAUGAUCCCUCUGCAGCCCUUCGGCUACGACUUCCAGGCCAAGGCCCUGAUGAACUACUCGGAGCUGUGGAGGUCCAGUCUAAGGGGGGGCGCGCCGUGCAAGGCGAACUGCUGCGUGUGCGCAAAAGCGGACUCCGGGCUCAAGCAGCCCGUCUUGGCGGCCGGGAGUCGGCUGGUGAAGCCGCAGGUGAUCCACCAGGCUCUGGCGGUGCCGAGCGGUUCUUUCUACUAUCUCAACUACCUGGACCCCGCUUUCCCGCAGUCGGACUUGCUGGCGGGGCACUGGUUGUCCGGACAGCAGACUCAGGCGUCCAUCACAGCCCAGCACAGACUUUUACUCCUGGACAACGGCAAGGUGCCCACCGGGUUGGGGGGCGACAAGGUGCCCACGCCUCAGUACCCGCACAAGGAGCAUCUUCCGGGGCAGCUGGACCAGAUAGUGAAGGACAAUCACGUCGAGAAGAACUCCUUCAAGACGCACAACAAACUUUGCGGCAACGGCGGCGCUGGAGAAGGAAAGCCCAAAAACUUCACAUGUGAAGUUUGUGGAAAGGUUUUUAAUGCGCACUACAAUCUGACCAGACACAUGCCGGUGCACACCGGAGCACGGCCCUUCGUGUGCAAAGUGUGCGGCAAAGGCUUCCGACAGGCCAGCACUUUGUGCAGACACAAGAUCAUCCACACACAGGAAAAGCCUCACAAAUGCAACCAGUGUGGAAAAGCCUUCAACAGAAGCUCGACCCUCAACACGCACGUCCGCAUCCACGCAGGAUACAAACCUUUUGUCUGUGAAUUCUGUGGGAAAGGAUUUCACCAGAAAGGCAACUACAAGAACCACAAGUUGACCCACAGCGGCGAGAAGCAGUACAAGUGCUCCAUCUGCAACAAGGCCUUCCAUCAGAUCUACAACUUGACCUUCCACAUGCACACGCACAACGACAAGAAGCCCUUCACCUGCGCCACGUGCGGGAAAGGCUUCUGCCGCAACUUUGACCUGAAGAAGCACAUCCGGAAACUGCACGACAACAGCUUCUCCUCCGCCGCCAGCAGAGCCGAGACGUGCUGAAGACCUUGUCGGUCUCCUUGAAAGGUAAAACCGCCCGCGUGCGGUGAGUGUAACACGGCCGGAGGAAUGAUUGACAUGUAUAUAAUGAAAAGAAAUGUUAUUUAAGAUGCCAGCCGUUUCAUUGCUUUUCAUGUCCACGCAUAAGUUAUAACUUAUAAAAAUGAUGAUGAUGAAUGUUGGAGCCACAUUGUUUCUAUAUUCAAAAUGCUUGAAAA